AUGAAAAUUGGUGAGGUUGUAGAAGAUACAACAAAUGGUAAUAGUUUUAUUUAUUUUGGAAAUCAUAGAAUGGGUGGAGAUGGUACAUCACGUUGUAAAAACUAUUGUUUCCAAGCAAACCCAAAAACAAAUUAUAUUACUGAGGACAUCGAAUUUUUGGUAUCAUAUGACUACUAUUGCCGUGCUUUAUGGAGAUACUCUUACACCAUCACUAUAGAAGAUUCCAGUGUUUCAUCUUCGACCAAUAAUAAACCAACAAUACUAUUGGGACUAUCAAUACUUCUUAUCAUGUUUGGUUUAUAUAUUUAA
This is a messenger RNA of Dictyostelium purpureum, 309 nucleotides long. RefSeq lists its product as uncharacterized. NCBI's taxonomy places the organism in Eukaryota, Evosea, Eumycetozoa, Dictyosteliales, Dictyosteliaceae. The record is from RefSeq and is a predicted model, not a curated record. The coding region runs from base 1 to 309 and encodes 102 amino acids. The transcript has 2 exons.